Molecule: messenger RNA, 3120 nt
Organism: Rubroshorea leprosula
Lineage: Eukaryota; Viridiplantae; Streptophyta; Magnoliopsida; Malvales; Dipterocarpaceae
Source: the annotation of a GenBank genome assembly
AUAAAACGGAGCUGCUGCCGAUGCUCUGCUGCAUUUGCUAGACUGCUGAGUUUGCUGAGUUUCGUCUCUAGUUUCCCGCCUUUUCUGCCCUCGCAAGCCGAAGGAAAGCGGCGGCUGCGGGAGAGUUACGACGAUGGAUGCUUACUCUCUGCAUCUCGCCAUGGCGACUCUAGUCGGAGCUUCCUUUGUGGCCGUAUCCGCUUAUUACAUGCACAGGAAAACCCUAAAUCAGCUGCUGGAAUUUGCCAAGACGGUAGAGAGGGAGAGGGAGAGGAAGGAGAAUUCCGAGGCUGAGUCGACACAACACUCCAAGCGACGGCGGAGCCACCACUCGCGCCGGAAGGGGAACGGAUAUAACCGGCGUUACUCCGCUUCUCUGCCGGACGUCACUGCGAUUUCUGGUGGAGCUGAUGGAGAGGAGAAGUGCAAUGGUCCGGUUCAAGUGGACGGGAUUCCGGCUGGCUUGCCAAAGCUUCACACUUUGCCUGAAGGAAAGUCUGGUGGGCACUCAAGUUCAGCUAAGAGAGUCGGAAGCCUUAUCCGUCCAACCUCUCCCACGUCGCCCGUUGCUAGUGCUAGUGCCUUUGAGAGCUUAGAAGGAUCGGAUGAGGAAGAUAAUACGACAGAGAAUUCUAAGCUGGACAAUUCAUAUCUGCAUAUCAAUGGAAUUGCUGGUCCAAAUUUGCCAGACCACAUUAAUACCAAUGGAGAACAAAUACCAGUAGCAGCUUCAAGCAUGAUUCGAUCCCAUAGUGUAUCUGGUGACCUUCAUGGUGUUCAGCCUGAUCCUAUUGCGGCUGAUAUUCUGAGGAAAGAGCCUGAGCAGGAAACCUUCGCACGUCUGAGAAUUACUCCUACUGAGUUACCAACAUCAGAUGAAAUUGAGGCCUACUUGCUUUUGCAAGAUUGCCUUGAGAUGCGAAAAAGAUAUGUAUUCAAAGAGGCAAUUGCUCCAUGGGAAAAAGAAAUUAUAUCAGACCCUGGCACACCAAAGCCUAACCCAGAACCAUUUUUCUAUGCUCCUGAGGGAAAAUCUGAUCAUCAUUUUGAGAUGCAAGAUGGUGUUAUUCAUGUCUAUCCAAAUAAAGAAUCAAAAGAAGAGCUGUUUCCUGUUGCUGAUGCAACAAAAUUUUUCACCGACUUGCAUCAUAUACUUCGGGUUAUUGCAUUGGGGAAUAUGAGAACUUUGUGUUUUCAGCGGCUAAAUCUUCUUGAACAGAAAUUCAAUCUCCAUUUGAUGCUCAAUUCGGAUAGAGAAUUUCUUGCUCAGAAAAGUGCACCACAUCGGGACUUUUAUAAUGUUAGGAAAGUUGAUACUCAUGUUCAUCACUCCGCAUGCAUGAACCAGAAACAUCUUUUAAGGUUUAUAAAAUCAAAGUUGAAAAAGGAGCCUGACGAGGUUGUUAUAUUUCGAGAUGGAACAUAUUUGACACUUAAAGAAGUUUUUGAGAGCUUGGAUUUGACUGGGUAUGACUUGAAUGUUGACCUUCUGGAUGUUCAUGCAGACAAGAGCACCUUUCAUCGCUUUGAUAAGUUCAAUCUCAAGUAUAAUCCCUGUGGUCAAAGUAGGCUAAGGGAGAUUUUCCUUAAACAGGACAAUCUUAUCCAAGGUCGUUUUCUUGCUGAACUCACAAAGCAAGUUUUUUCUGAUCUGGAUGCUAGUAAAUUUCAGAUGGCUGAGUACAGAAUAUCAAUAUAUGGUAGGAAGCAAAGUGAGUGGGACCAACUGGCUUCCUGGAUAGUAAAUAAUGAAUUGUACAGCGAGAAUGUUGUUUGGUUAAUUCAGAUACCUCGUCUGUAUAACAUAUACAAGGAAAUGGGGAUUGUGACAUCAUUUCAAAACAUUCUUGACAAUAUAUUUAUUCCUCUGUUUGAGGUUACUGUGGAUCCAGAUUCACAUCCUCAAUUGCAUGUUUUUUUGAAACAGGUUGUUGGAUUGGAUUUGGUUGAUGAUGAAAGCAAACCUGAAAGACGGCCAACCAAACACAUGCCCACACCUGCACAAUGGACUAAUGUUUUUAACCCUGCUUUCUCCUACUAUGUCUAUUACUGCUAUGCUAACCUCUACACAUUGAACAAGCUUCGUGAGUCAAAGGGAAUGACAACCAUCAAAUUCCGGCCACACUCUGGAGAGGCUGGUGACAUUGACCACCUCGCUGCAACAUUUCUAACAGCUCAUAAUAUUGCGCAUGGAAUUAAUUUGAGAAAAUCUCCUGUGCUCCAAUAUCUGUAUUACCUGGCACAGAUUGGUCUGGCCAUGUCUCCUCUGAGCAACAAUUCCUUAUUUUUGGACUAUCAUCGGAACCCAUUUCCAAUAUUUUUCCUACGUGGACUUAAUGUUUCUCUUUCUACGGAUGAUCCACUUCAAAUCCACUUAACAAAAGAACCAUUGGUGGAAGAAUAUAGCAUAGCUGCGUCGGUCUGGAAGUUGAGUUCAUGUGAUCUAUGUGAAAUUGCCCGCAAUUCAGUCUACCAGUCAGGUUUCUCACAUGCACUUAAGUCUCACUGGAUCGGGAAAGGGUACUACAAGAGAGGACCCAGUGGAAAUGAGAUUCGCAAAACGAAUGUGCCUCAUAUCCGGCUGGAAUUCCGUGACACGAUCUGGCGAGAAGAAAUGCAGCAGGUUUAUCUAGGAAAUGCUAUUAUUCCCAGAGAAGUGGACUAGUAAAUGUACGAGGCCUUGCACCUACUACCCCAUUCUUGAACAUCAUGCAUAUAUUUAGGAGAGGUUAGGAACCUACCUUAUAUCCUCUGUACACAAAACUUGUGAGAACCAAAGAAAAGGCUUAUAGCAAGCAAGAAGCCAUUACAGACAUUGAAGGAUGCCGUGGCUGAUGACGUGCAUGGUUGUUGAGGACUUGGAGAGAACCGUAGUUGCUUCUGUGGAGUAUGAUAUUAUAAAUACACAACCCUAUAGCAAUAAUUUACUUAUCUGCAAUAUGAAGUCAUACCGUUGCGAUAUACCUAAUGGUUAGGAACAAGAACAACUAUUUAAAAUACCCUGUUGCAGUUGAUACUGUAAGUUAUACUUGCGGCAAGAUGGGAAAAUGCUCUCUUGCUUCAUAAAAUUUUGACACAACUUUAUCAAGGAUUAUGGUGGUCUUGUGGAAUGGUCAACAU